GCGCGCGCUCCAUUCGCUCACAGACCGUCGCGCGCGCAACAUCAAUGAUCCUUCCCGCCCGAACUAUGUCGCCGUCGCACGGCGCCUUCCACCCGCCGGCGCACGCGCAACCUGACGAGGAACCUGUCUCCAGAACAUAUCAGUAUAGAAAAGUCAUGAAGCCAAUGCUAGAAAGAAAAAGAAGAGCCCGCAUCAACCGAUGUCUGGACGAACUCAAAGAUUUGAUGGUCACCGCUCUCCAAGCUGAAGGCGAAAAUGUCUCCAAACUAGAAAAAGCGGACAUUUUGGAACUUACUGUUAGACAUCUGCACAGCCUGAAGCGGAGGGGCCAGUUAGUGUUGAAACCUGAAAUGUCCUAUGCGGAAAGGUUCCGCGCAGGAUUCACCCAGUGUGCUACGGAAGUGUCCCAGUUUAUAGCGAAUGCUACACUGGCAGCCAACGCGAUGCAGAGGCAAGGGCCCGUCGACCCUCAAGCUGGAGCUCGAUUGCUGCAGCAUUUGAGCAACUGUAUCAGACGGCUGGAGAGUCCACAAGUGGUGCAGCCGCAGCCGAUCGCGCCGAGCGGCGUGGCGCGGCCCAUGCCGAUCCAGCCCCAACCCCAGCAUGCGCAGCCUCAACCGCCAGUACCUCAGCAGCCUUUGCAAAAGACAACGUUACCAGAGCGAGGCUGCAAGAGGCAGUCGGAGGUGCCGAUGGAUGCUGAAGCGGCGCUCGCGAAACGUGCGUACGCGCCGCCUUCUCCGCCGCACAGCCCCGCCUCUGAAGGCGACUCCGCCCAGUCGAUGUGGCGGCCGUGGUGAUUCGCAACCACCUCAAGUGAUCUCCUGGACUGUGUGACAGCAUGUGUGAUAAUCACAAACAUUGUUUGUUUUGUUUCAAUUACGUUCCUAGAACCGAUGUGUGUUAAAACGUUGCAUGAGUUACUCGCUUUUGCUUGUUGAAGUUUGUUUUUUCUUCUAUUUAAAUAAAUUAAGGUUUUGUUUUAAAAUUACAUGUUAUUUCUUUAUAUUCCUAACUUCAACGUCUUCCGCGUCGGUUAAAGCAUUUACUAAAGCUUAAAAAGUACCAUAGUUUAGUGUAGUAUAUAAGGUAAUACUGUGAUAAUUGUCAACAAUCCUAGAGAAGUUAAGACCGCAAUUUUUUACGUUAGACUUAGAUUAAUUAUUAAAAAAAAGACUUCCUAAUAAAAAAUAAAAAAGUUAUCAAU
Messenger RNA from Plodia interpunctella (Indianmeal moth), 1207 nucleotides. RefSeq names its product enhancer of split mbeta protein-like. Gene Ontology annotation, biological process: regulation of transcription by RNA polymerase II; regulation of neurogenesis; anterior/posterior pattern specification. The coding region runs from base 45 to 800 and encodes 251 amino acids. Gene Ontology annotation, molecular function: RNA polymerase II cis-regulatory region sequence-specific DNA binding; DNA-binding transcription factor activity, RNA polymerase II-specific; protein dimerization activity. The record is from RefSeq and is a predicted model, not a curated record. NCBI's taxonomy places the organism in Eukaryota, Metazoa, Arthropoda, Insecta, Lepidoptera, Pyralidae. Gene Ontology annotation, cellular component: nucleus. The transcript has a single exon.